GUAAGGUGAAGGUGCCCAGCAGGCUGAGGCUUGUGUGCAACCCACAAGAGAGCUCGUUAAUACCAGCAAGAAGGUUCAGAACAGCCUGGCUUUGGAAAGGAAUUUCAUCCUGCCUACACACUGCAUAGCAGGAGGGAAGCAUGUCUACUUUAUCCAAUUUCACACAGACGCUGGAAGACGUCUUCCAAAGGAUUUUUAUUACUUAUAUGGACAAUUGGCGCCGGAACACGACAGCUGAGCAAGAGGCCCUCCAAGCCAAAGUUGAUGCUGAGAACUUCUACUAUGUCAUCCUGUACCUCAUGGUGAUGAUUGGAAUGUUCUCUUUCAUUAUCGUGGCCAUCCUGGUGAGCACCGUGAAAUCCAAGAGACAGGAACACUCCAAUGACCCCUACCACCAGUACAUUGUAGAGGACUGGCAGGAAAAGUACAAGAGCCAAAUCUUGAAUCUAGAAGAAUCAAAGGCCACCAUCCAUGAGAAUACUGGUGCAACUGGGUUCAAAAUGUCCCCUGAUAAGGGAGAAAGGCGCCAAGCCAACAUCUGACAUCCAGACACGAAGAGAUGCCAGUGCCACGAGGCUAAUCCAAAUUGUCAUUGCUUAGAAGAAAGCGAGUUCCUUGCUCUCUGUUGAGAAUUUUCAUGGAGAUUAUGUGGUUGGCCAAUAAGGAUAGAUGACAUUUCAAUCUCAGUGAUUUAUGCUUGCUUGUUGGAGCAAUAGUUUGUGCUGAAGACCUCUUUUGCUUUCUGGGCAAGUAAAUGUCAUUUUAAUCAAUAUCAGUGGUGAAAAUAAAGUCAAAUUUGAAG
This is a messenger RNA of Piliocolobus tephrosceles (Ugandan red Colobus), 802 nucleotides long. It is a transcript of the gene KCNE2, whose product is annotated as potassium voltage-gated channel subfamily E regulatory subunit 2. Gene Ontology annotation, biological process: negative regulation of delayed rectifier potassium channel activity; membrane repolarization during action potential; regulation of heart rate by cardiac conduction. The record is from RefSeq and is a predicted model, not a curated record. Gene Ontology annotation, cellular component: voltage-gated potassium channel complex; membrane. The transcript is spliced from 2 exons. Gene Ontology annotation, molecular function: transmembrane transporter binding; potassium channel regulator activity; delayed rectifier potassium channel activity. The coding region runs from base 141 to 542 and encodes 133 amino acids. NCBI's taxonomy places the organism in Eukaryota, Metazoa, Chordata, Mammalia, Primates, Cercopithecidae.